UGGAAAGGAAAAUUAGGCCAGAAUAGGGAAAAAAAGAAUUAAAAGAUCGUUACUGGAGCUCCUAAUGCUAAGGUGAAACAAGGAUUCCCAUAAGAAAAAAAUUAAACUGAGAUUAGGGAAAAAAAGAAUUUUUUAAUGCAGAAAUUUGAAAUUAACAUAUUUCUUUUGGUCAGAGAAACUAUUAUCUAUUUAAAUUGGGAUCUUUUGAUAUAGGCAAAGCCUUCAAGCCAAAAAAAAAAAAAAGAAAAAAAAAGGUAAAAGCCCAUAGUUUAAUUUCAGAAAAACAACAAAACAGUUUGCAUCUAUCGCAGGAAACACAUCCUGUCUCUGCCUGGGGCAGUUUCCCCUCCUCAUGCAACGGUUUUUGGGAAUUCAGAACCGCCAUUGUUGACUGUCCUGAGAAUUCCCGGGAAAAGAUUUCGAAAAAAAAAAUGGCAUCUUUACUGGUUUCUUGAAGGUCAAUUCCGAGAUCUCGCCUUGUACCCAAUUGGUUUUGGUUCUUCUUCUGAGCUCGAGUUUUUUUUUUUUUUAAUGGGAUUCCAAGUUCUUCUUGGGAGUCAUGAAUGAGGCCGCUGCAACCUCUGUUUCAGAGCUCAGUUUCUGCUCUUUCCAAGGUUCUGAGCACCCAUGGCCACUCUAUCAAGUUAGGUACCAUAUCGGAUGUUUACGCUGCCAAUAUCAUACUGAACGGGUACACGAGAUGCAGGGAGCUGCCAAUUGCCCACAAAGUGUUCGACGAAAUGCCCCACCGGGACACCGUCUCGUGGAACACCUUGAUCGCUGGGCAUGUGAACUGUGGGAAGUUCGAGAGCGCGUGGGAAGUUCUGAUAGAUAUGAGAAGAGGCGGGAUGGGCAUCGAUGGCUACACUUUCGGGAGUGUGCUGAAGGGAGUGGCUUGUGCCGUGAGACUUGACCUCGGGGAGCAAUUGCAUUCGAUGAUUCUAAAGAUGGGAUUGUUGGAGAAUGUUUAUUGUGGGAGUGCUCUUUUGGAUAUGUAUGCGAAGUCCGAGAGGGUUUGGGAUGCGUUCCUGGUUCUUCAACACAUGCCCGAACCGAACUCAGUCUCAUGGAAUGCACUGAUCAGCGGAUUCUCGAAGAACAAAGAUCGGGAGAUGGCUUUUUGGCUUUUGGGUUGUAUGGAGAGUGAGUGUGUUAAACCUGAUGAUGGAACAUUUGCUCCUCUUCUCACAUUGCUUGAUGGCCCAAAUUUUUAUAAGCAGACAGUGCAGAUUCAUGCCAAGACCGUUAAACAUGGUUUGGAAUCGAAAAAUACUGUCUGCAAUGCGAUGAUUACCUCAUACUCUGAGUGUGGUUCCAUCGGAGAUGCCAAAAAGGUGUUCGAUGGUUCUUUCUUGACGCAAGAUAUAGUGACAUGGAACUCAAUGCUUGCUGCCUACCUGGUCCACAGUGAAGAAGAUUCUGCAUUUAAACUCUUCAUCCUCAUGCAGCAGGUUGGUUUUGAACCAGAUAUCUAUACAUAUACAAGUAUGAUAAGUGCAUGUUUCGAACAAUCGCAGAAGAGUCUGGGUAUAUGUCUUCAUGGUUUGGUAAUUAAAAGAGGACUGGAGAUUUCUGUGCCUAUAUCCAAUGCGUUGAUAGCAGUGUACUUGAAAUCAAACAACAGAUCCAUGGAGGAAGCUCUUCGCAUAUUUGAGUCCAUAGAAUCCAAAGAUCGUGUCUCUUGGAACACCAUAUUGACCGGGUAUUCCCAAUUCGGAUUGAGUGAGGACACGUUGAAUUUGUUUGCCCUCAUGAGAUAUCUACUUGUUGAGAUAGAUCACUACUCAUUUUCGGCAGUUCUCAAGUCUUGCUCUGAUUUAGCGACCCUUCAACUUGGCCAAGAGGUCCAUGCCCUGGCACUUAAGACAGGUUUCGAGUCGAAUGAAUUUGUUGCAGGUUCACUCAUCUUCAUGUAUGCCAAGUGUGGAAUUAUCGAAGAUGCUAGAAAGUCUUUUGAGGAGACCCAACAAGAUAGCUCGGUGACUUGGAACUCCAUCAUUUUCGGUUACGCCCAACACGGACUAGGGCAUGAUGCCCUUGACCUUUUCAGAUUAAUGAUUGCAAGAAAGGUCAAACCCGACCACAUAACAUUCGUUGCAGUUCUCACUGCCUGUAGCCACACCGGGUUAGUUGAAGAAGGUGAAAAUUUUCUACAAUCAAUGGACCGAGAUUAUGGGAUUCCAUUGAGAAUGGAGCACUAUGCCUGUGCCAUUGAUCUCUUUGGGCGUUCAGGUUGUAUUGAUAAGGCCAAGGCCUUAGUCGAAUCUAUGCCCUUCAAGCCCGAUCCCAUGGUGUGGAAGACUCUAUUGGGAGCUUGCAGGACUUGUGGGGACAUCGAACUUGCAAGUACAGUUGCAAGCCAGUUGCUCGAGUUAGAACCUGAAGAACAUUGUACCUAUAUUCUGCUAUCGGAUAUGUACGGGAAUCUUGGUAAGUGGGGCGAGAAGGCGGAGAUCAAGAGGCUUAUGAGGGAGAGAGGGGUGAGAAAGGUCCCAGGAUGGAGUUGGAUCGAGGUUCAGAACGAGGUCCAUGCUUUUAAUGCAGAGGAUCAUUCCCACCCACAUUGCACGGAUAUAUAUUUUAUGCUGGGUGGACUCAUGGAGGAGAUAAGGCGGUUGGAUUUGGUUUUGGAUGCUAACUUAGAGGCUUUGGGAGAAAAUUUUGAUUCAUGUCUCGAUUGUUUAGUAUGACAUUCUCGAGAUUACGAAUCGAAAUUUUUAGGGCAACAUCAUGGUCUUAAGUUUAGGUGCAUGCUUCUAUACUUGAAGGAAUCGAAAUUUUUAGAUCUUAAGUUGCGUUUCAUUCUUUUGUAGGCUGUUACUAAAUGAACUGGUGAAUUUUAGACGGGACAAAUUUUUCGUGAUUCUGGAGAUAGUACUCUGUGCUAGGACUUGGUUCGGAUAAGUUUUGUCAUUGGGUAAUUUGGUGCUAGGAUUGAAGAAUAUGAAACUGAUAAGCUAAUGCAGUCUAGGGCAGCUCAGGGGGUUGGUCCAGAUCGGGUUCCGGACUGACCGUAACAUUUGGACGACUAGCUGUGGCCCAGAUCCGGGAGGUAAACUAUUGAGAGAUCCAUAAAGGCUUUCAUUUGGUUUGGUAGUCUAUCAGUGUUAAGACAAGACAUUUCUUGUUGCAUUAUGGGAAGUGUAACAAUCCAAGCAACCUUUUUUUUCCUGGUACUCUCUUAUUGAGAGCCAACAAAGGCUAGAGAUAUGGUUAUUAAAAGCGUGGUGGGGAUACUGUUCACAUUCAUUGUGAUGAAGAAGAGAAAAGCUUUAUCAAUCAA
Punica granatum (pomegranate) is the source of this 3283-nucleotide messenger RNA. Lineage: Eukaryota; Viridiplantae; Streptophyta; Magnoliopsida; Myrtales; Lythraceae. The record is from RefSeq and is a predicted model, not a curated record.